GCGUGCUCAGUGCGCAGGCGCUCUGAGAGGAGACUGGGGGUUUCCGGUUCCGCCGUCCUCUUUCUCUUCAACGAGGCGGCCGAGCAGACGCCGACAUGCAGAUCUUUGUGAAGACCCUGACGGGCAAGACCAUCACUCUUGAGGUCGAGCCCAGUGACACCAUCGAGAAUGUCAAGGCCAAGAUCCAGGACAAGGAAGGCAUCCCACCAGACCAGCAGAGGCUGAUCUUUGCCGGCAAGCAGCUGGAGGAUGGCCGCACCCUGUCGGACUACAACAUCCAGAAAGAGUCCACCCUGCACCUGGUGCUGCGCCUGCGUGGUGGCAUCAUCGAGCCGUCCCUUCGUCAGCUCGCCCAGAAGUACAACUGUGACAAGAUGAUCUGCCGCAAGUGCUAUGCACGCCUGCACCCCCGUGCGGUCAACUGCCGCAAGAAGAAGUGCGGCCACACCAACAACCUGCGCCCCAAGAAGAAGGUCAAAUAAAGCUGGGGCCGUACCUGGCCCAUGACCCCGGGACCAAAUAAAGUCCCCUUCCAUCGACUGGAGCAGUAA
Molecule: messenger RNA, 551 nt
Organism: Peromyscus maniculatus bairdii (prairie deer mouse)
Lineage: Eukaryota; Metazoa; Chordata; Mammalia; Rodentia; Cricetidae
Gene: Uba52
Product: ubiquitin A-52 residue ribosomal protein fusion product 1
Biological process (GO): translation
Cellular component (GO): ribosome
Molecular function (GO): protein binding; structural constituent of ribosome
Source: RefSeq, a predicted model, not a curated record